Messenger RNA from Plasmodium yoelii, 8298 nucleotides. RefSeq names its product eukaryotic translation initiation factor 2-alpha kinase 2, putative. The coding region runs from base 1 to 8298 and encodes 2765 amino acids. The transcript has a single exon. Gene Ontology annotation, molecular function: protein kinase activity; ATP binding. The record is from RefSeq and is a predicted model, not a curated record. NCBI's taxonomy places the organism in Eukaryota, Apicomplexa, Aconoidasida, Haemosporida, Plasmodiidae. Gene Ontology annotation, biological process: protein phosphorylation.
AUGCUGAAUAUGGUGGAUAAGAAAAAAGGCAUUAAUAAUGGAAGUUCCACUGGAGUGAUUAAUAAUAUAAAUGGAAAAAUAAAAAAUGAAUUUAUAUUUAUGUAUUUAAUAGCUGCAGGUGGCUUUUCAUGUGUUUAUAAAAUUAAAAAAAAAAAGAGCAAUAAAUUCUAUGCAUUAAAAAAAAUAAAAUUUUCAGCCAAUGAAUCUAAUUAUGAAAAAAAGGUAUUAUUAAAUUUAAGAGAAAUAGAAUGUUUAAGAAAAUUAAAAAACCAUCCCAAUAUUGUCAGUAUGAAUGAUUUUUGGUUAGAAGUUGUUCAAACUUUAUCAAAAUCGAAAAGGGAAAAGCGAGGACGAAGGAAACAACAACAAAGAGAACAAAGGAGAGACAAACGGCGUGAAAAAAGACAACAAAAACGAAGAGAAAAAAAGAAAGAACAAAAUACGAAUACUAAAAAGAGAGUACUUAUUACCUUAUCUGAUCAUAAAAAAAAAAAAUUAAAGCAUUUAAGUUGUUCAGAAAACACUUUAAAUAUUUCAAACAUAACCAAUAAUGAAAGAAACGUAUUAAAAAAAGAUAAUUGGAAAAAUUUAAUAUUGAUAAAAAAUUUUAAAAAGGAAAAAUACAACUAUAAUUUUAAUCCCCAAAUUGAACUAAAUAAAUAUAAUAUAAUGUGUUUGUGGAAAAUUUUCAAUCAAAUGUGUGUGUGCAAAAAUGAAAAAAAAAAUAUUGAAAGUUUAUUACCUGAACAAUUAAUAAAAAAUUUUAAAAACUUUCUAUUUGAAAAAUAUAUUUUGGCUAUAUAUGAUGACUGUUCAUGUUUAAAUAACAAAAAAAAUAAAAUAUUCAUUUUUUUUAAUAAUAAUUUAGGAAAUAUUCUACAUUAUUUAUGCUGGAGUUAUUUGGAAAAAAAUGGAAAAGAAAAGAAAGAUGAUGAUCUAUUUAAGCUACUUAAAUAUGUUAGUGAUAAUAUUAUAAAGGAUAAUACUAAUUUGUACAAUAUAAUAUUAGCAUUUGGACAUAGUUUAAUCGAACUAUCUCGAUUUCCAUCAAACGAAUUAGAAAAUGUAACACUUAAUAUGUGUAUUCCUUCUAAUGAAAAUUGUGAAUUAUCAGAGUAUAUAUCGGAUAUAACCAAAAUGAAUAAAAUGGAAAUAUAUAAGAAUAAAAAUAUUUUGGAAAAGCUUAUAUUUAAAAUAAAUUGUAAUAACUUUGAUGUCUAUAAAAUGUGGGCUAAUUUUAAGAAUGAUAUUAUAUAUGAGGGGAAAGGAAUAUAUAAAAAACAUAGAAAAAUAAAUUUUAAACGAAAAAUAAUAAAAAAGAAGAAUAUAUGGAUAAAAGAAAAAAAAGCAAAAGAUUUGAAAAAUACCAUAGGAAAUAAAUGUGUUAAAAAAAUAAACAUAUAUCAUGAAAAACCUAUAUCUCUAUUUGUUUAUAAAAGGCAAAAACAUCACAAGUUAUGGAGGAAGCAUUAUAAUAAUAAACAAAUUUGGAGAUAUUACCUAAAUAAAAAUGAAGACUCAAAAAAACAUAUCUUAUUCAGUAAAUUUUGUAGGGUUAUGAAAACACAAAUGAACAAGUUUAAAGAAGAGAAACUUGAAAAAAAAAAAAAAGCCAUAACGCAUGUCAAAGUUAAUUACGAUGAUUUUGAGCAAGGCAUUUCUUCAUUUAACAUUCAAAUAUGUAAUAGUAAAAACCAAUUAAUAAACCAAUUAAUAAAUCAAGUAAAGGAAGAAUACAAGCAAUUAUUCAUUCCCCUCAAUUUAUAUAAAUUAACUUAUGAAAAUGAAGAAAUUAAAAAUGAAAAUAUAUUACGAUAUAAUGAACAUAACUAUCUAUAUGGACUGAAAAAUGAUAAUAAAAAAGAUAAUAUUUAUAAUACCAUUUGUUUUCUCAAUUUUUGUAUUUGGGGUAGAAGAGAAAUAAAUGAAUAUGUCAUAAUUAGUAAGAAAAGACAAAUUUGUCAAAAUAGCCGAAAUUAUCAAAGUAAAAAAAAAUGCUACAUUAAGAGACAUAAUCAAAAAACAUAUUUUUUUGAAAACAUAAUUUUUUAUCAUUAUAUUAUUAUGCUUCUUUUAGAUAUAGAAAAGUAUAAGUAUAAGUUUGUUACUCCUUUUCAAUAUAACCUUUAUAGAAAAUUAUUAAAAAUUUCUAAGAGAAUAAUUUUGAUGUUGCAUAGAAUAGAGACAAAUAUAAUUUGUAUAUUUUUAUUGAAGCAUUUUGAAGAUUAUUUUAUUCGAAGAGGAAUUCAUAUUGUUCAGGAUAAAUCAGACAGAAGUAAGAAAUGUGAUAAAAUAGGUAUCAAUAAAAUGGUCAAAAUAUGGAAGAGUAUGAUUGCAAUUUCUCUAAUUUUUGGAAAAAAAAUGUAUAAAAAGAAAAAAAAUAUAUUUAAUUUUUUCAUAGAGUUAUUUUUAAAUAAUAUUCAAAUAAAUAUAUUUAAGAAAAUUGAAAUUUUAUAUCUUAUUAUUUAUUUUUAUAAUCAUUUUGAAAAAUCCAAGCAGUUUGAUAUAGAAGGAAUUUACGAUAUACUAUAUGUGUGGUUGUCUCUUAUAAAUUUAUUUUGCGAUGAUAAAGGUAAAUGCAUAAAAAUAAUUUCGAAAGUUUUUGCCAAAUUAAAUAAAAAAUUAUAUUAUGUUUAUUGGGGAAAAUUGUACAUAAUAAUGAAUUGGGCAACUAUUGUUGAGACGAUAUUUAUAAGAAAUGUCUUAAGCAUAAAUAGAGAAGGAAAUUAUUAUUGGGUUAUUUUUGUUUUAAAGAUGAUUAAUUAUUUUUUCAAUGUUGUUUAUACGUUUACAAGAAAAAUAGACAUAUUUUUCACGAAAGUUAUGAUAAAAUAUUGUACCCAUAUUGCUAGUACUAUUUCAACGAAUAAUGUAUCAAAAAAUAGUUACAAUGACAUUUUUAAUAAUAUAUUCAUGCUAAAUUUUAUGAGUUACAUUAUAUAUAAUUCAUAUUUUGAAAAUGACAAAAAAAGUUAUGAUAUAUAUACAAAAUGUGCUAUAUUGUUUAUAUAUUGUUUUAUUAUUCAAGCAAAUUAUUUUGAUACUCUUUUUAAUAUCAGGUCUUUAGAAGAUAAUGAAAUUGUGAACAAUUUAUCCCCAAGUUAUAAUGAUUCAUAUAAAUACAUAUUAUUAUUUUACGAAAGAUUAGGAAGGGUUAUAAAAAAUAGUAAUAAUACUAAGAUAUGUAAAUAUAUGUGGAAAAAAUUUAUUAACAUUUGGAAUAACAACAUUGGAAUCAGAGACAAAAAUAUAAUAAGUUGUUUAACGACUUCAAGACAUGUAUAUUUUAAUAUUCUGAUAAACUUUAUGAAAAAAUAUUGUCUCGAUAAUAUUCUUCACAUUAAAAAUGGAAAAAACAAAAUGAAUUUCCCUAUAGUUUUAACUAGUAAAAAUAAUUUGAAAAAGUGGAAAAAAUGGAAAAAAUGGAAAAAAAGGAAAAACCAUAAAUUGACAGAAAAUCCCAAAAAGGUAAAAAAAGAAAUUUUAAUAAAAAAAAAAAAUCGAAAUAAUAAUAAAAAUAAUAAAAAAAAUAAAAAAAAGUUAAAAGAAACACAUUUCAUUUAUAAUAUUAAAAAAGUUUUGUUCAAAAAAUUAGCGAAUAUUAAUAUUGAAACAAUUUUAUAUGAGCAAAAUGGGAAGUGUUAUAUAUUAGUAUUUGGAAGUGUAGUAAAGAAAAAAAAUGGGCAAAUCAAAGUAAAAGAUACAAAAAUUGUGCGAGAUAUUAAUAUAAUAAGAGAUUAUAGAAUAUAUUUUUAUAACUACUUGGAAUAUUUUUAUAAAAAUAAUGCACACAUUAGCAACAACAGAAACUUCAUACAUUCUCGAAAGUGGUCAUAUAAUAAUAAAAAUACAGUAAAACAAUUUUGUCCUUACUUUGAUAAAAUAAAAGAUGAGAAGAGAAAAGAUAUUGUUUCAUUAUAUGGAAACAAAAUACUUGUUAAACAAAACUUUUCGAAAAUUGGAAAUAAAAUUAAGAAUAAAAAGAAUAAUUUGUGUAAAAAAAAAACGAGAAAACAAAAAGAUAUAUAUAAUUCAAACUAUUGGAGAGAGAAAAAAGAGAAUGAAUUAUUAAAUGAAAAUGUAAAUAUUAUAAAAAAAUAUAAAAGUGAAAAAAUUAAGAAAAAAGAACUUGAAAAAUUUUUUGACAAUAUUGUCUAUUCAAGCGAAAAUGAUGACUUUAAAAUUAUUUUUGAAAAUGCUACUAAUAGUAAUCCGUGUAGUACCGUCGAUUUGGCUAAUCAAAAUGAAUUAAGUACAAAGAGGAAUAACAUAAACAAAAAGCUCAACUUUUUCAAACACAAAAAAAAUCACAAAAAUAACAAAAAUAACAAAAACCUAAAAAAUCACAAAAAUUACAAAAACCUAAAAAAUUACAAAAAUUACAAAAAUCAUAAAAAUCACAAAAAUAUAUUUUUUAAAAGUGUGAAUAAUGCAAACCGUUUUUUUGUGACCAACGUUGAACCGAAUCCUAUUAUGUCUAACAACCAUCAAAUAACCGAUUCUAAUGAUAUAUAUAAUAAUUUUUCUAUUCAAAAAAAAUAUGAAUAUAAUUAUAAAAAUUGUGACAAUAUAUAUAAUACAAAAGAUUGUGAUGAAAACGAUACUUCUUAUAUUUCUUUUCUAGUUAAUGAACAUAAGGAACAAUUUUUAUCCCAUAGGAAUAAGGAGUUAUAUAAAAAUAUGGUUGGUAUGGAAAGGGGGGAUAUAUUAUAUCGAGACAACGAUUGUAAGAUGAAAGAUGCUUUAUAUUGUUUACAUGAUCAAUGUGAUAAUAGUAUGAUAGAAACAUGUAGAACAAACGAAUUUAUUAAAAAGUGUACUAAAAUAAAAAAGGAAAAGAUGGAUAAAAUUAACAAAAUGAUGAACGAGGUUGAUCAACAUAUAUCUUUAGAAACUGUGAAAUAUAAAUGUAGUUUUAAAAAAAAUGAUAAAAAUUUGAUACAAAAUAAGAAAAAAAUAAUAAUCCGUAAAAUAUGUCAAAUUAAUAAAGCUUUUUAUUUUAAAUAUAAUAAAAUAAAUGACAAGAAAAGAAUAUACUUUGAUAGUGUAUUGUGUAAAAGUGAGAGACAUAAAAUAUAUAAAAAAAGAAAUGAAGAUAUAAAGGUAACCCUACUUAAAACAUUGAAAGGAAAAAGUAAUGAAUAUGUACUAACCACCUAUUUGACCGAAAUAUAUAGUGAUAAUAUUAAUGGUCAGUUUGAAAAAGGUAAGAAAAAAAUAAAUUCGAAUGAAAUAAUUUAUCAAAAAACAUUUGAUAUGUAUUGUAUUGAGAAUGGAGAAGAAGUUUAUGAGGAGCAAGAGAGAGUGAAAAAAAAAAAAAAAAAUAAAAAAAAUAUAAAUGAGAUGAUAAAAAUGGACACAAUUCGAACAGAUUUUGAAGAUAGUUUUACAAAUUCAUAUAACAAAAAAUGUGACAUUUUAAAAAUGCCAAGUAAUAUUAAAAAUAAUAAUGAAAAAAAAGAAAGAGAUAUUAAAAGACCGUUUUUAAUAAUUAAUAAAAAAAAACAUGAAAAUAAUAUUAAAAAUUUUUAUAAUUUAUUUAAAUUGGAUAAAAACAAUGUAAAUUCAAAGCCCAAAACUAAUCCUUACUAUGAAACAGUUUUUCAUGAUAAUGAAGAUAAUAUAUUUUAUUGUCUAUAUAAAUAUGUACAACAACAAAUGUAUAAAUAUUGUAAUUGUGAUAUUGAUAAAUAUACUUCAAAUUGUAUUGAAAAAAAUGUUAACAGGUGGGAAUGGUGUGGAUUUAAAAAAGAAAAUGAAAACUACGAUAAAAUAAAAACAGAAAUAAAUAAUAACUCGUUUUACAAUUGUAGAAACACACACAACAUAUGCAAUAACUACAAUUCAGUUUAUCAAUUACAAUUUAGAAAACUAGGAAAAGUUUGUAAAGAAAAAAAUUUUGAAGAAAAAAAAAAAAUUAUAAAAAUAGAAUUUAGGAAAAAUGGCAACAAUUUUAAGUUACCAUCAUUAUUAUGUAUUUUAAAAUGGGACAAUUUUUUUAAACCACAUUUUAUCAUAAGAUGUGAUAAUUUUUUACAUACUUAUAAUAUAUAUUUUGAUUUUUUUCUCUUACUUAUGAAUUUAUUUCAUAAAAGAGAAGGAAACAAUAUGUAUCGAUUUAACAGUAAUAAGACUAUUAUAUAUAACCCUUAUUUAUCUCAUCAAGUUGAUAUGGUUACAAGAUAUUUUAUUUCGAAUGUGCAUAAAAUAAAUAACAAAUUACCCAUUCAUUUUGUAAAUGAUAUACUGGACAUAUAUUCAUAUAAUAGAUUCUUAAAUGUGUCAAAUAAAUGCAGUUUCAAAAAUUGUGGAAAUGAUGAUAAUAAUAAUGAUCAGAGAUGUAAAACGUAUCAUUUCACAAACCAUGCCAUUUUAAAUACAGAGAAAGUAAAACUGUCAAAAAAACGACGUAUUGGUUGGGAUGGACAAAAACAAAGAAAACGAAAAGGUGUAAUAAAUACGUUAAAUGAAGAGAAUGAAAAUAUAUUUUGUAAAAACAAGGAAAAAAAGGAGGAAGAUUAUAAAAAAAUUGACACAAAAAUAUGCCAAUAUAAUGAAAAAAUUCCAGCAUCAAACAUAGAUAAUGAAAAAAAUAAACAAAAUUUUAUAAAAAAUAAAAAAUAUAAAUUUAAUUUAUAUAUACGAAUGGAAUAUUGUAAAGAUACAAUCGAAAAUUAUAUCAAUAGAAGAACUCGUAUUAAUAUUAAAAGAAACAUUGAAAUUAUAAAUAUGAUAAUUAUGGGCUUAAAUUAUAUACAUAAUAAUAACAUUAUGCAUAGAGAUUUAAAACCUUCAAAUAUAUUUAUCUCAAACAAUGAUAUUGUUAAAAUAGGUGAUUUUGGUUUAGCUUCAUAUGAUUAUUUGGAUGAUCACAAAAUAAAUACAACAAAAGAAGAAGAGAUACAAAAUGAUAUAAUAAUAAUAAAUAAAAAUUGUGAUAACAAAAAAAAACACUUUUCAAACUAUAAUUCAGUAUUCCCAUUAGAAAAUUGUCAAAUAAGUGACGUACAUAAUACUAAAAGUGAUUGUAAUGAAAGUAAUCUAUUUAAAUCAAAUAAAUUUGUGAUUCAAAAUAAAAAUAGAAGCCUUCGUAGUUGCAAAAGAAUAUUCCAAUGGUGGAGUACAAUAGAUGAAUUAAACAUAUUUUGUAAAAAUAAGAGAAGAUUAACCAAAUUUAAAAGUGGUAGCAAUACCACUCAUAUAAGAAAAGACACUUUAAAUGAAAACAGAAUAGCUAGACAUGCAAAUAUAUGUCGUAAUUUAUCAUUUUCGCAAAAUAGGGAACAUAUUAAUAGAAAUAAAAUGAAAAAAUGCAACAUUAUAAAAAAUCACAUAAUAAAAUCGAAUAUAUCCGAAAAAAUGAAUAUUUCCAUGAAUGUUCUUUUGAGCUGCACAAAAACAAAACGCUAUUUCAGUGAUGAAGAUAAAUUGGUAGAAACGAGAAAAAAAUGCAGCAAAAAUAGCGGGGAAGGAAAUAGUAAUAUUUGUGACACAAAAAAAAAAAAAAAAAAUGAUGUCGGGGCAAAAACGGACAAAAACAAAAUAGCUACCCAAAAAAAAAAAAAUAAAAAAGAGCACAAAAAGGAGCAUAAAAAAGAGCAUAAAAAGGAGCAUAAAAACCCUAUACGAAGACGUAGUACAAACAGUUCUAUAAGUAGUGCAAUAGUUGUUAAACGGAAUGCUUAUUGCCGAUUAGAAAUUGAAAAGUAUCUCUUGUCUAAAUCUUUUCAAAAUUGUCGUAGUAAUAAAAAAAAAAAAUAUAUAAAUAUAAAAACAAUCAAAAAUAAAUUUUGCUCGGCUUCCAAUAAAAACUUUGGUGCAAAGUGGAUGCGUAUAUAUAGAAAAGGACUACACCAUGAUGAUAUACAAGAAAAAUCAGCUGAUCAAAGAACGGAGAAAAUGGGGGGGUGCAAUAAAACAGUAGCUAGCGAUUUUUCAAGCAAUUUAAAAAAUAUCAAAGAAUCAAUUAAUCAUACACUAGGCAUAGGGACAAAACUUUAUUCAGCACCUGAACAAUUAGAAGGAAAUAAAUAUACCAAAGCAGUAGAUAUUUUCUCUUUAGGUUUAAUUAUAAUUGAUUUAUUUAUUAAAACGGAAACAAAUAUGGAAAGAACACAAAUAUUAUGUAAUGCCAGGGAAAGAAUUUUACCUGACUUGUUAAUAAAAAAACAUCCAAAUGUAGCUAAUUUAUGUAAAAAAAUGUUAUCGCUAGAUUACAAAUCUAGACCAACUUCGGCACAAUUAUACAACAAAAUAAUAUCUACUGGUGACAUAUUUUUACCAGAUAAAUGUCCCUAA